This is a messenger RNA of Poecilia reticulata (guppy), 5194 nucleotides long. It is a transcript of the gene rab42a, whose product is annotated as RAB42, member RAS oncogene family a. Gene Ontology annotation, molecular function: GTPase activity; GTP binding. Gene Ontology annotation, biological process: Rab protein signal transduction. The record is from RefSeq and is a predicted model, not a curated record. Lineage: Eukaryota; Metazoa; Chordata; Actinopteri; Cyprinodontiformes; Poeciliidae.
AUGAUUGCUGCGGCCGCUCAGCAGCAGCAGCAGCAGCCGGGGCUCCGUGGAAAACACACGGCUUUGUUUCCCACCCAGCAUCCCCCCCCCACACCCGACACACACACACACACAACACCUCCUCCACCGCCGCAUCUCUGCCGCUAGUCAUGCCAUGGAUACUUUGUGGCAAUACCAGUUCCGAAUCAUCCUGCUGGGGGACUCCACCGUGGGGAAGUCGUCGCUGCUGAAGCGCUUCACGGACGGGAUUUACAGCGACGUGGCGGAUCCCACUGUGGGGGUGGAUUUCUACGCCCGCUCGCUGGACAUCGAGCCCGGGGUGAAAAUCAAGCUGCAGCUCUGGGACACGGCCGGACAGGAGCGGUUCAGGUCUAUCACAACAUCAUACUACCGCAACUCUGUUGGGGGACUGCUAGUCUUUGACCUCACCAACCGCAAGACCUUUGACCAUGUGAAAGAAUGGCACAAGGAGGUGAGCGAGCACAUCCUGCCCCACCACAUGGUCUACAUUCUCAUCGGCCACAAGAGCGACCUCAACAAGGACCGCAAGGUGAGCCGGGAUGAGGCCGAGCAGCUUGCCGCCGAUCUGGGAAUCCGCUACAUCGAGACGUCGGCUAAGUGCAACAGCAAUGUGGACCGGGCGUUCGAGCUGCUGACCAGAGAUAUCUUCGAGCUGAUGAAGAUGGGGGAGAUCGUUACCCGUGAUGGCUGGGAUGGCGUUAAAAGUGGCCUCACUGCAAAGGUCCUCUACCCGGGUGAUGAUGAAGAGGAACUUGCAACUGCUUCCCCGGAGAAGGGCUGCCACUGCUAACUGUUGAUUCUUUGUGUUCAUAAACUGUCCCAUCGCACUGAGAUCUCACCUCGUCUUGCAGCCGUCCAUAAAACCCAGACCACUCUGGGUCAGCACCCUGUGAUGUAGCCACUGUUCCUUCCUUACUUUGUGACUUGUGCCCUUGUCUUUGUUUGGGUCACUCUAAGAGCUGGGAUUAUUGCCAGACUGAAAUGUGCAUUCCAGUCUUAUUGGCAGGUGGAAUCUAUGUAGUGAGACAUAACACCAGGUGCAUAGAGCCUUACCCAAUGUGAAAAACAGAACCCAGCCAUAUGCCCUUCUCUGAGUACAGGAGCAAACGGACUUAUGAUUGUAAGGUCUACCUGUCAAAGUUUGUGCAAUGUUUUGCCUACACUCUGUUGUAACUCGUAGAUAAUAAAAACUAUAGAGAUGGUGUGCAAAGAGAUCACAGGAAGCUGUUGAAGUUGAUAGUGUAAAGAGACACAGCAUACUGCAAUAAGUGUAAAUCGGUGUGCUGCUCCUCCUGUUAUUGUAAACUGUGUGCACUAACACCAAACCGAUUUUAAACCUUUAAUCAUCUUGUAAAUAGAUGCAUACCAUCAGAAUCUGAGGAUAUUUGUAGUUAAGAUGUUUACAUGCAGAUAGACCAUGGUACUAAGGUUAGUGGUUCCAUUUAAGGCAUCUGUAAUUAACACUAGUAAUAAGAAAGAUGGACACUACAGGUAUUAAUGUCUCACUAAGAAUUGUUUGAAUUGGUAAAGGAAAAUAAUUUUUUUAUUUUUUUUUUCUAUAUGCAGUCACUAAUUUAGGGUAGGAUUGAUAAAACUGUAACAGUUUUAUUUGGACAGAUGACACUGAGAGGAAACUGGAAUCAUGGGAAAAUUGUGAGAGAUGCUGUGAGACUUGUUGUUCCCACUUGUUAAGUGGGAAAAACUGAAGGUUUGGAACAAUUUUCCAACCAUUUUCAUCUUACAAAAACACAAGAGUAAGUAACUCAAACAAAAACUCCUUCAGCUCUCUUUUAAGCCCUUUUUGAAAGUCACAGUUGAAAGCGAAAGGCUUUAUAGAGUGUAGUAACUUCAACUUUCCAAGUGCAGACACUGGUAGUGUUAGGUGGGUGAAUUUCUCAUUAGGCUUCUCCCCUUCACCCUCAAUCAAACUUGUUUUCUGUCACUUGUUACAUGGCUACAAAACUUUUCCUUGCUCUACUUAUUUUUAAAAUUUUUCUUUCAAUCAUCAUAAAAUUAGCGCAUCUUUUGUAACAUUCAAGUUGUAAGUCAAAUCUUACAGCGUAGAGAUUAGGUAUCUUCUGUGGGUGGAUCUGCACAGUUCUGAGCUGUGACACAAACUCAGUUCAUGUACUAAAAGGUGUGAAUAUAAGCUAAUUAUGCUGAAUAAAGGACAUAUUAACAUUGAUAUAUUCAGGUUCGCAAGCUAACAGGUUGACAGUUAACUAUUGCAUAACUAGCUUCUACUGAACUGCUCUUCUCACAGGAAUAACAUCACGCAAAGUACAUAACAAGCUGUUAUUGUCUCAGCUUUGCAUUCUAAUAAAAAGCAUGCUUUAGGAGCCGUGAAAACUGUAGGUCUGAAAAGGUCUUUCAGUGCCAACCUGGUGUUUCCCCUUAUGCCACCUUUGAGUUUUCAUGUUGAUAACCAUAAAACAUUGAGCUAAAGACAGAACCCCAGCUCUAACGCAACUCUCAACCUCAAGAACAUCAACAUGUGACGUUCAAGUUCAUGCCUCUGUUUUGGGUGUUUUUUGUCAUGGCGGUGUUGUACUGCCGCCUAUAGGUCUGGCAUGGUUACUGCAGUGUUUUGGAUAAUUUUCAUGACUUUUGAAAUAAUGUCAUGUUCAUCAGAAUUUUUUUUGAAUCAACCUAUAUCUUGAUAAGGUCUAAGAUAAUAUUUGAUGGUUCAUUCAGGUCUUUUUCAGUGACUGCUAUUCUGAGCUGUUCUUUGAACUUGCUUGCGUUUGAAAGUGAUUGGUGCAUGUUUCCAAACAAAAGUCUAUCCACUGUGUUCUUCCUUUUAGUUUGAUGGUCUAUCUAACAAUGACUGCUAUGGGAUCAAUUCUUUUAACUUUAGCUUUAAGAUAAUAUAUUAGCCAGCCAGCUACCAAAUUAAAAGGUUUGUUUUCUACUGCUUUUUGUCUUUUGCAGACUUCUGAUAUAUGACAAAUAAGUGUGCUAGUAUACUUCUGGGUCUAUUUCUCCGUGUGUGAGGCUCAGGUAAGAUGUUUCUGCUUCAAUUCUUCAAGGUAAAACAGACAAGAAGCUUUCUUAUAGCGGGGAGUGAACACAUUCUUCUUGUUAAAUCUUACAAGAGGAAAAAGUUAAAUGUUUCAUCAACAUUUAAAAUUGUUACUAUUAAUGUAAUCUCAAAAUUCUCAAAACCCAAACUAUGUCUUAUUAGUCAAGAAGGAAGAUUAUUUUUGCACCUUAAUUGUAGAAAAAAAUAUUUAUUUGUUGGGAGUUCUAAAUUAUACUCUAAAAUAUAUCAACUUACUACUAAAGUUACUAGGGGUGAAUCAAUCACUCAGGCCUGAUUUCCCUCAUUUUCGGACAUCAGUGAUCGACUGAUACUUACAUAUGAAGCUGAUGUUGUCCACUGAUCUUAACUACCUGGGUAAAGGUCUAAAAAUCAGCCACUGUUCUCCUUUACUCUGCCACAAGAGAGGUUUGACUGACAGACCGACCCACCAUAUCAUGUCUGCAUGUUUGCAGUUAAGGAUAGUUACUUUACUGUUACCAACUCAGCAACUUUCUUGCUAUUGGAAUGGUCAAGGUCAGGGUUCUUAAAGAUUGGCAAUCUGCGAUCAGCCAGAAAACUGCAAUCGGUGCAUCCCUAAAAGUAACCCAAAACUCAUGACUAAUUUAACCACCACUCUUUCUUUUACAAUGCCAUACUCAGUGAAGAGUGAAAUGUAAUUACAACAAAGCUGCAGCUGCAAACGUGACAUGCAGCCUUCACGGGUUUCAGCCUUCUUUUGGACUAAAGAGGUUUAAAACAAACAGCCUGAUAACGCAGAACUCUUAACUUAGGAAUUGACUCGUCUUCGCUACCUACUAAACCUCCACCACCAAACACAAGAUUGCCAGACAUUUAUUCUGUUCUAUAAUAUAGAAUAUUUAGUUAAUUCAGCAUACAAUAUAUGUUAUAGCACAGUGUAAGAUAAGGACGAUAGUAUGCUACAUCUGCAGCAUCCCUUUAUUUUUUACUCUUACACUCAAAUUCACUUUUCUAUAUAUUUUUGUUCAUGUAUGUUCUGAGUGCGCAGGAAGACUUUGUCUUACAGGUUCUUUGCCUUGAUAGAUUCAAUUUAAAUGAGUAUUUCUGACUAUGCUCCAGUUAUUACCUUUUCCCUUGUCUCCUCCUUUAUACAGGGUCAAGCUGAUCAUGAUGAAUAACAUGCUGUCAUUCUUUACUGACUCCAUCAUUUCAGUCUACUGCUCUUUUUACCCAACUGUUCAAUUUAUUAACCAAAGCAGAUAAAGAUGGCUGCCUUUUUAACUUUCUUCAAUUUUGACUCAAAUGCCUCUUUAGCCACCAAUGGGAAUCAACUAAGCGUAACAUUGAAAAUAACGUCUCAAGUCGUAUUACUACAUUAGGUGUGAUGUAGGCGAUGCAAAUCAUUGUCACUUUCCACUGCAAACCCAGCUUCUCUUGUCAGGUAAUGUGCAGAAAGAAGUUAUGUUUUUACAGAAAUCUGGAUGUGUGGCUUUGAAGUGUGAUCUGAGAAUAUUGUUGCGUAUGUGUGGGGGCUGAAUCUAGAGAUAGAGGCAGCCUUACAUUGCAGCAUAUGUACUAAGUCCAAGGACGAGGACUGGAGAAAAAGUUGGAACAGCAUCUGCUAAACCAUGCUAGUUAGGUUUUGAACUACACUUCAUUUUCAAACUGAUUAAUCUACAUAUACAUAUUAAUUUAAGAUCAUCUUAGUUAUACAGUUAAUAGUAUUAACUGUAUAACUAUUAGCUGAGGAAUCAGUUUAGGAAGUGAGAACAAGAAAGUGGCUCAGUCAGAUUUUGCUAAGGCUAGUUUAGCACAGCUGUUAGCUAGGAGUAUCUUUUCAGAUUCUAUAAUGUCACUUUAUUUUAAAGUUGUUGUUUUUUCUGGUAACAAUCACAUGUUUCUUAAUUGGUCACCAAACUUUAUUUUCAGUUUGCACAAGGCUUUGAAGAAGAGAAAAUGUUAAGAUUCUCAUAUGUUGUACAAACUGUUUGGUCUAAAUCACUUUUCAUGAUAAAGAAAAUGCACCUGUGGAACUAAAUCACAUAAACUCUUCAGAGGUUAGAAUUCAUGACUUUACUUUUUUUUUUUAAUUUGUCACUUAUAAGAUUUUUUUGGGGUGAUGUAAUCUCAGUGACUGAUAAAAGAAUGAAUAAAUAGAUGUUCAAUAUAUCA